UGUUCUUCGAAAGUUAAAAAAAAAAUGAUAUGGUGAAGGGGGGAAUUAUAAUGUCUCUAUAUAAAUGAACUAUUUUUUCUGCGUAAUAACACCAGUCAUAAUAUACGUCUUACUAAACGUAAUAAUAGUCAAAAUGGUUCUAUCCAUGGAUCGUUGGAUUGGAAAAGUGGCAAUAGUUACCGGUGCCGGUGCUGGAAUGGGAGCAGCCAUAAGCAGAGCGCUUGUUGAACAUGGAUUACAGGUAGUCGGUCUAGACAACAGAGAAGAAAAAAUUGAUGACCUCUCGCAACAACUCAUCGGAAAAAAAGGAAAGCUCCACCCUGUCAGGGCAGAUUUGACCAAAGAAGAGGACAUCUUAGAAGCGUUCAAAUGGGUAAAGGACAACCUAGGACCUGUACACAUUCUGAUCAAUAACGCUGGUGCUCUUAAACUGGGCAAUCUUUCAGAUGGAGAUACGCAAUCGUGGAAGCAAAUGUUGGACGUAAACGUGCUUGGACUUUGCAUAGCUACUAGAGAAGCAGUAAAAAGUAUGAAAGAAAACAGUGCCGACGGGCACAUAAUCCAUAUAAACAGCAUUGCUGGGCAUAAGGUCUCUAAUGUGCCUUGUCUAAAUAUCUAUCCGGCUACGAAGUUCGCUGUGACGGCUCUGACGGAGUCUUUGAGGUUGGAAUUGAAUUCGGUGGAACCUAAGAUCAAAAUUACGAGCAUCAGUCCUGGUGCGACGAAAACCGAAAUAUUAAAAACCGACAGUGACCACCGGAAUAAUCCUCAACCCCUGAAAGGUUUUAAAAUACUCCUGCAGGCUGAAGACAUAGCAGACGCAGUUACAUACGUUUUAUCCACACCACCUCACGUACAGAUCCACGAACUGACUAUAAAACCAAUAAAGGAGGAAUAUUAAAAAUAUUUAUGUAAUACACAGCCGCUGCACAUUUUUGCUAAUAAAAUAAAAUUAAUUUGUCAAUGUUGUUGUUAAAUACUUUAAUACACUUAUUAUAAAGUCAUACCAGUUAUUAUUUUAAUA
This is a messenger RNA of Anoplophora glabripennis (Asian longhorned beetle), 1024 nucleotides long. Its product is annotated as farnesol dehydrogenase-like. Lineage: Eukaryota; Metazoa; Arthropoda; Insecta; Coleoptera; Cerambycidae. The transcript is spliced from 4 exons. Gene Ontology annotation, molecular function: oxidoreductase activity. The record is from RefSeq and is a predicted model, not a curated record. The coding region runs from base 65 to 901 and encodes 278 amino acids.